Molecule: messenger RNA, 4630 nt
Organism: Bubalus bubalis (water buffalo)
Lineage: Eukaryota; Metazoa; Chordata; Mammalia; Artiodactyla; Bovidae
Product: protein CutA homolog
Exons: 6
Coding region: 1238-2023 (261 amino acids)
Biological process (GO): response to metal ion
Molecular function (GO): copper ion binding
Source: RefSeq, a predicted model, not a curated record
UAACAGUGACCUUUCCUAUUAAUAUAACGGAUUUAAGAGAUCACAAUCUUGAUUUUAGUGGACUUUGAAUAUAAAGGGUUUUUUAAGGACCACUCAGCCUCAUUUUUUCUAACCCUGUUUCUUUCAUACAUGCUAAGUUCUUCAAUCACAACUGGAGAUUUUCUGAGUUAACCUUGUUUGGUAGUGGCAUGAGACGGCUCUUGAAAUGCUGACGUGGUCUUAUAUUUUAUAAAACACUCUUACAUUUAUCUUCUGUUAAUCUUCACUUUAGAUCUAUGAAAGAGGUAUUAGCUCUUUCUUUACCAAAAAAAGCCCCCAAAGCUCAGAGAGGUUAAGAAAUUUGCCUGAGUCUACACAGCCAUCAUAAAUGAUAGAACUAGGGCUACAGCUGGCUUUGUCAGGCACUUUGCUAGAAAGUGUUAUCAGGCCUUUUAAGAAUAAUAGUCCCAAGGAAUAAGGCAGACAGGUAAACAGGUAGUUAAACACAAGCUGUGAACUGGCAGCGUGCCCGCCAGUUUGGGAACCAGGUAGGUUUUGUUUUGUCUGCCCAGUUUAAAACAAUUCCUAAUUGGUUUUCAGCAUUCCCCUCCCCACCUGCUUUGUUUAAGGUACUAUUUACGUAGAAUACAAUUUACCAAUUUAAGUGUACAAUUUGUUGAAUUUUUUAAUGUUUGUGUAAUCACCACUACAGUCUAGACAAAAAGUAGCUUUCCUUGGCUUAAAAUUUACUUAGGGUCUUACCAGCAGUGUGGUCAUUUAAAAAUUAAGAAAUUUCACACUAAGAAGCUGGAUUAAAAAAUUGGAAACCCUGACAACAGUGGACUCUGCAUCCCCAAAGGGUAACAGUCAUUAGCUUGCUGCUUUUGAGUUUGUUUUAGCAGCUGACGUUAAAUGCUGCCUCAAAAGUGUGGACAGAGUGCCUUAGGGGAAAUGGGAUCUUGGGAUUAACCUUGGUAAAGGCUGCACAGACCAGCUGGCCUUGAAAGAUGGGUGGUUUUACAGGGAGAGAGGUCAGCAGUGGAAGUGUUUGUUUUAAACCAGGGAGGAUUAAAAUGCUGUUGGGGGACAUGAAGUCAGCCACGUAUGGGCUUCAUUUAUUUGGGUUUGUUUUUAUUUUUUAUUUUUUUGGUGGGAUGGGCCUCAGUGGAAGAGUUUUGUGUAUUUGUGUUUGUGGGCUGUGGUUUCUGAAAGUUUUAUAUAUCUAAGAAGCUUUAAUCUGUACACCUCAGGGGAUUUUAUGGUUUUUGGUAUAUGUGAGAAUGGGGAGGGAAAAUUAGUAUUUUUAUUUUUGCAGGGGUUGGAGGUUUGCACAGGCUGUUUGGGUUAUAUGUUUCUAGAGAGUUGCCCAGUGAAAAAUGAGUCCCUCUUUCCCCACCCCCUCCACCCUCUCCUUCCGGCCAGCCUGGCUGGGACCUGGCCGGGCAGUGGCAGGCAGCAGGUGGUAAGAGGAGAGGGGCUCAGGCCCUUGGAGCCCAUCCAUCCGCCAGCGACUUUCCCUCAGGCUGCAGUUCCCAUAGCCUGUGCUGGCUCAGUCACCAGCGACGCCAUGGACAGGCUGGGCUCACGGUGCCCUCUGCCAGGCUCCACUCGGCCCUCUAUCUUUAUAUGCUUCUUGAUCCUGACAGCCUCUCUCCUGACAUACUCCGUGCUCAGGACCCUCAGCCUGCAGCUCCUCUCCGUUGUCACUGGCAGCUAUGUGUCCGGCACGUACUCCAUUGUUUUUGUCAACUGUCCCAACGAGCAGAUCGCCAGAGAUAUUGCCAGGGCUAUCCUGGAUAAGAAGCUGGCUGCCUCUGUGAACAUCCUGCCUAAGGCCUCCUCACUAUACUAUUGGAAUGGAGAAAUAGAAGAAGCCACUGAGAUCCUGUUGUUAAUAAAGACAAAGACUUCCAAGAUCCAUAUGCUUUCCAGCUACAUCAGGUUGGUGCAUCCUUUUGAAAUCCCAGAGCUCUUCAGUCUUCCCAUGGACCAAGGAGAUGUGCGCUAUUUAAAGUGGCUGGAGGAGGGCAUGGAGGAGGAGUGAGUGGGGGCUUUCGUGCCUCCUGCUGGGUGCCCCUAAGAGCCAUCAUUAUCUGUUCUCCAGCUGAAGGGCGGCUUCUGUCUGUCUCCUCGCAUCUCUGGAUUCCAUGCAUUUCUCAGCACAGAGGAGCUAAGUAACUUGCGGAGGCUGAAGGUCCAAGACUCCUGAGGCUACAAGAGGCUGCUGUGCCAGUCAGGCCAAGCAAGGACCCGGUGGAACUUGUCUCUGAGUGCCUCAUGCAUAAAGGUGGCCAGGAGUGGCAAGGUCACAGUGAGGGUGCGGCUGGUCUUCUGUGUUCAUUGAGCCUAAACUGAGUGCCGCGUAUGUUAUCACUCUCCUCUUCUGAUGAGGAAUGACCUGGCGACCCGUCACCCAGGAGUGUGUGGGGGUGAAGGUCACCUUCUAGGGGAGCUGGAAGCACUCUAUCCACAGGAUGAAUCGCUAAUGGUGGAAUGUCAGGGACAAGCAGGAUUAUUUCCUCUAGCUGAAGGUGGUGGUUGUUAUUCCCGAGUCCUGAGGAAGUGGGCCUGGGAAAGGGCUUCAUGAAUGCAGGUAGGACUGGGAGGGGAGGGCUUAGACACAGCCCCAAGGAUUGAGAGUUGGUCUUGACUCUUUCCUAGCCCGAAGGUGACAGACCUCAGAAAGCUGUGGUCCCUUGCUCAACAGAGACAUGGGUUCUGAGCCCACCACACUGACCUUCUGAUGUGAGCACAGAAACCAAGCAUCCUAAAGUGGGAAGAACCUGCGGGAACUGCCAGAUCAGAACCCCAGGGGUUCACAGGAGGGACCCUGAGGUCUGCUCAUACUUCAGCCAGCGCACCCGUGCUUUUAUUAUUAAUUUUUAUGUAAUGAGCUAAGUUUUUGCUGUUACAAGUUUGUAAACCAAUAGCCUAAGCCAGUCUUAUAGAUUUUGUAAGGUUAAGACCCCUGAGGCUGGAAGAGGAUGCGGGGCCAGUCAGGCCAAGCAAGGACCCAGUGGAAUCUAUAAAGCCGGUUUUAUAGAUGACUGAAGGGAAUUGAACUGGCCUGAGGCCCAGAAAAGGGGCGGCUUGUGUUACAGAGGGGAGAGCCAAGGCUGCUCAUUCCGUAGGCUGCUCUCCUAACCCUGCUGCGUGGGGCUGGUGGAGCCCCGGGGGGUGAGAAGAGAGCCUGACCUAGGCCCCCUCCCGGCUCUGCCACAGGAUUACCCCCCCCUCAGGGCCCUUCGGAGCCUUGCCCCAGCUCACUUUGCCACCGCCACCUCCACCUCUCCUCUCCUGCCUGGCACCCGUGGGUGCCAGGUUGGUGCCCUGUGUUGGGGCCGUCGCCUCUGCCCGAGCACCCUCUGCGCCAGUGCCGGAGAAGUGUGGCUGCUCCUCUGCAGGCCUGGUGUCCAGUUGGAGGGAGUCGCCCCCGCCCUGGCAUCCUGUUCCCUCUGCGCAUCCGGGUCCUCCUCCUCCUGGAUUGUGCGUUGCGCUAGGUGAGGGGCAUGCGCACAGCGACUUGGGCUCCUGCACACGGUUUGGUAUAUAUUUCCCAAAUUGAUGUUUCAAGGAUUUGAAUAACUAAAGCUUUUUCUACUUUCCACAGUUACUUUCUCAUUUACCAGGCUGGCAAAAUCCAAUUAUUUUUUCCUUGAACUUUCUUAAAGUGGGAUUAAUUCCCGAGAUUUUCCUGUCUCUGACUAUCAUUGGUUCAUUUUCUGUGCCAAGUGUGCUUUGAAAACUGUUUCUUGGUGGCCUGCCUUUGCCUCAGUGUCACAGCUGACUAUAGGAAAUAGAGAACACCAGCUCUCUCUGCAGGUACUGUCCUAGGUCUUAACAUUUAUCCUUGUAACCCAGCUUACCCUCAUUUUGCAGUUGAAACCUGAGAUUGGAGAGCAGAGACGCUUAAAAUAAGUGGCAAAAUGGGCUCUGAAACCAAGUGUCUGACUCUAAAUCUGAUGCUCUUACAGUCUCUUUUAAAGAGGCUGGCUAUAUCUCUUUGUAGGCCAGAGAACCUGCUAUAGCCGUCUCUAAGGAAGAGCUGUUCCUUCCUAAAACAUCCGCCUUGACAGUGUGGUGAGUUGGCAUGUUGUGUGGUUUCCUUCUCCCCACAGGUCUGGAGGCCAGUGAUGAUGUCUUCAUUCUGUAGAUGAGGGAACAGCCUGAGAGGCUUGCCCAGCUCUGCCACAUUGCCCUCGAUGUGCUGUGGGGGCAGGGGCUAGACAUGAGGGUUUCCACCCGGGAAUUCCUUCCUAGCACUUCUCAGGAAACACGGUUUAUGACUCCAGAACCCUGGGAGAAUCAGUUGAGGGAACGAGAAGAAGUAGUAAAGUAUCCAUGAAUACUGAAGCUUAAAAGCAUAAAGCUGCUACUGGUUUGAAGGAACCCAUCUCCGUCAGAUAAAAACUAGAGCAAGAAACAGUUGCUUAUAGAGUUGAGUGUACAGUUACCUAGCCAGGACAGGAAUAUAGAAGAGGAGUGGUUCGCAUCUCCUUUUGCCUGGGAUUGUCUAGCCCUGUCCACUGCAAACCCUGAGCUACUCCUGCAAAUAAGAUAAAUGUAUACACGUAGUAUGCUUUAUACAAAUCCUGUGAGUGGUGUUCUAAGAAAUAAGCUUUGGAAGCAAAAUAAAUUCUUAAUUUGGCAA